GCCAGACAGGGGGGAAGGGAGGGGAGCCAGCAGGGAGGAGGAGGCCAGGGCCCGCCCCACAGCCACUCUCGCGCCUCCGAACAGCCACAGGGGCAAAGCCCUGUCACCCCCAGGAUCUGGUCAUCAGGGAAAGAGGACAGGGAGACCAGAAGAGGGCCAGCUGGGACGAGGGAGCGGACGCCCAGGACGCAACUUCUGAGACGCAGCUCCUGAGACGGGCAGGGACCAGGCGCGGGAGGCCAGAGGGGGCACAGAGAACAAACCCCCUCAGAAGUGAAGAGGAGAGCGGAAGGAACCGAGCGGGGACGGACAGGAGCUGAGGAGGAAAGAGGAGGGGAGAGGGGUCAGUCCAGGCAGCCAAGGAGAAGACGUGUGGCUGGGGGCUGUCGGCAGGAAGCUGGGACGGACGGGACGGGCUCGGGCUGUCCUGUGGAGCAGCAGCAUCCCCGGGGCCGGCAGAGGCGCCAGUAGCUGGGCGGGAUGAGUCUCUGAGGGCCACUGUGGAGCGCCCCCGCCAUGGCCCCCCGCACCCUCUGGAGCUGCUACCUCUGCUGCCUGCUGACCGCAGCUGCAGGGGCCGCCAGCUACCCUCCUCGAGGUUUCAGCCUCUACACAGGGUCCAGUGGGGCCCUCAGCCCCGGGGGUCCCCAGGCCCAGAUUGCCCCCCGGCCAGCCAGCCGCCACAGGAACUGGUGUGCUUAUGUGGUGACGCGGACAGUGAGCUGUGUCCUUGAGGAUGGAGUGGAGACAUAUGUCAAGUACCAGCCCUGUGCCUGGGGCCAGCCCCAGUGUCCCCAAAGCAUCAUGUACCGCCGCUUCCUCCGCCCUCGCUACCGUGUGGCCUACAAGACAGUGACUGACAUGGAGUGGAGGUGCUGUCAGGGUUAUGGGGGCGAUGACUGUGCUGAGAGUCCCGCUCCAGCGCUGGGGCCUGCGUCUUCCACACCACGGCCCCUGCCCCCGCCUGCUCGCCCCAACCUCUCUGGCUCCAGUGCAGGCAGCCCCCUCAGUGGACUGGGGGGAGAAGGUCCUGGGGAGUCAGAGAAAGUGCAGCAGCUGGAGGAACAGGUGCAGAGCCUGACCAAGGAGCUGCAAGGCCUGCGGGGAGUCCUGCAAGGACUGAGCGGGCGCCUGGCAGAGGAUGUGCAGAGGGCUGUGGAGACGGCCUUCAACGGGAGGCAGCAGCCAGCUGACGCGGCUGCCCGCCCUGGGGUGCAUGAAACCCUCAAUGAGAUCCAGCACCAGCUGCAGCUCCUGGACACCCGCGUCUCCACCCAUGACCAGGAGCUGGGUCACCUCAACAACCAUCACGGCGGCGGCAGCAGCAGUGGGGGCAGCAGGGCCCCAGCCCCAGCCUCAGCCCCUCCGGGCCCCAGUGAGGAGCUGCUGCGGCAGCUGGAGCAGCGGUUGCAGGAGUCCUGCUCCGUGUGCCUGGCCGGGCUAGAUGGCUUCCGCCGGCAGCAGCAGGAGGACAGGGAGCGGCUGCGAGCGAUGGAGAAGCUGUUGGCCUCAGUGGAGGAGCGGCAACGGCACCUCGCCGGGCUGGCCGUGGGCCGCAGGCCGCCUCAGGAAUGCUGCUCUCCAGAGCUGGGCCGGCGACUGGCAGAGCUGGAGCGCAGGCUGGAUGUCGUGGCCGGCUCAGUGACAGUGCUGAGUGGGCGGCGAGGCACAGAGCUGGGAGGAGCCGCAGGGCAGGGGGGCCACCCCCCAGGCUACACCAGCUUGGCCUCCCGCCUGUCUCGCCUGGAGGACCGCUUCAACUCCACCCUGGGCCCCUCGGCGGAGCAGGAGGAGAGCUGGCCUGGGGCUCCUGGGGGGCUGGGCCACUGGCUGCCUGCUGCCCGGGGCCGACUAGAGCAGUUGGGGGGGCUGCUGGCCAAUGUGAGCGGGGAGCUGGGGGGGCGGUUGGAUCUGUUGGAGGAGCAGGUGGCAGGGGCCAUGCAGGCAUGCGGGCAGCUCUGCUCUGGGGCCCCUGGGGAGCAGGACUCUCAGGUCAGUGAGAUCCUCAGUGCCUUGGAGCGCAGGGUGCUGGACAGUGAGGGGCAGCUGCGGCUGGUGGGCUCUGGCCUGCACACGGUGGAAGCGGCAGGGGAGGCCCGGCAGGCCACGCUGGAGGGAUUACAAGGGGUUGUGGGCCGGCUCCAGGAUCGUGUGGAUGCCCAGGAUGAGACAGCUGCAGAGUUCACACUACGGCUGAAUCUCACUGCGGCCCGGCUAGGCCAACUGGAGGGGCUGCUGCAGGCCCAUGGGGAUGAGGGCUGUGGGGCCUGUGGUGGAGUCCAAGAGGAACUAGGCCGCCUUCGGGAUGGUGUGGAGCGCUGCUCCUGCCCCCUGUUGCCUCCUCGGGGUCCUGGGGCUGGUCCAGGUGUUGGGGGCCCAAGCCGUGGGCCCCUGGACGGCUUCAGCGUGUUUGGGGGCAGCUCAGGCUCAGCCCUGCAGGCCCUGCAAGGAGAGCUCUCUGAGGUUAUUCUCACCUUCAGCUCCCUCAAUGACUCACUGAAUGAGCUCCAGACCACUGUGGAGGGCCAGGGCGCUGAUCUGGCUGACCUGGGGGCAACCAAGGACCGCAUCAUUUCUGAGAUUAACAGGCUGCAGCAGGAGGCCACAGAGCAUGCUACGGAGAGUGAGGAGCGCUUCCGAGGCCUAGAGGAGGGACAGGCACAGGCCGGCCAGUGCCCCAGCUUAGAGGGGCGAUUGGGCCGUCUUGAGGGUGUCUGUGAACGGUUGGACACUGUGGCUGGGGGACUGCAGGGCCUGCGCGAGGGCCUUUCCAGACACGUGGCUGGGCUCUGGGCUGGGCUACGGGAAACCAACACCACCAGCCAGACGCAGGCAGCCCUGCUGGAGAAGCUGGUCGGGGGACAGGCGGGCCUGGGCAGGCGGCUGGGUGCCCUUAACAGCUCCCUGCAGCUCCUGGAGGACCGUCUGCACCAGCUCAGCCUGAAGGACCUCACUGGGCCUGCGGGAGAGGCUGGGCCCCCAGGGCCUCCUGGGCUGCAGGGACCCCCAGGCCCUGCUGGACCUCCAGGAUCGCCAGGCAAGGACGGGCAAGAGGGGCCCAUCGGGCCACCAGGUCCUCAAGGUGAACAGGGAGUGGAGGGGGCACCAGCAGCCCCUGUGCCCCGAGUGGCAUUUUCAGCUGCCCUGAGUUUGCCCCGGUCUGAACCAGGCACGGUCCCCUUCGACAGAGUCCUGCUCAAUGAUGGAGGCUAUUAUGAUCCAGAGACAGGCGUGUUCACAGCGCCACUGGCUGGACGCUACUUGCUGAGCGCGGUGCUGACUGGGCACCGGCACGAAAAAGUGGAGGCCGUGCUGUCCCGCUCCAACCAGGGCGUGGCCCGCGUAGACUCCGGCGGCUACGAGCCUGAGGGCCUGGAGAAUAAGCCGGUGGCCGAGAGCCAGCCCAGCCCGGGCACCCUGGGCGUCUUCAGCCUCAUCCUGCCGCUGCAGGCCGGGGACACGGUCUGUGUCGACCUGGUCAUGGGGCAGCUGGCGCACUCGGAGGAGCCGCUCACUAUCUUCAGCGGGGCCCUGCUCUAUGGGGACCCAGAGCUUGAACACGCAUAGACUGGGGUCCCGCCCGACGUGUCUACGCCGGCUGAAGAGACAGCGGGGUCGGCGGGCUCCUGGGAUCUCGCCUGAGACGGGGCACCCAGCCCUGGGCGAGCGCCGCACCCGGGCCCGCAGCGGCACCGCGCCCAGAGCGGCCUCUCCCCACGCCCGGGGCGCGCCGGCUCAGGGAGGCUCGGGGCCGCCCAUGCAGACUUUUGGCCUGGCGCGAUCCCCCAAGAUCCCCUCCAGGGCCGGCCUGCGGAGGAGCCGAUCCUCGCACCCUCCACUCCCUCCACUGGCCCUCCAGGCCGAUUCCCUGGGCUCCAGGCUCCCCCGCGCGGGCGCCGCCCACCGCCGUACUAAACGAUCCAGGAAUAAAGACACUUGGUUUUUCUAAAAAAAA
This is a messenger RNA of Pongo pygmaeus (Bornean orangutan), 3955 nucleotides long. It is a transcript of the gene EMILIN1, whose product is annotated as elastin microfibril interfacer 1. The record is from RefSeq and is a predicted model, not a curated record. The transcript is spliced from 8 exons. Bases 517 to 3567 code for a protein of 1016 amino acids. Gene Ontology annotation, molecular function: protein binding; extracellular matrix constituent conferring elasticity. NCBI's taxonomy places the organism in Eukaryota, Metazoa, Chordata, Mammalia, Primates, Hominidae.